Molecule: messenger RNA, 815 nt
Organism: Coccidioides immitis RS
Lineage: Eukaryota; Fungi; Ascomycota; Eurotiomycetes; Onygenales; Onygenaceae
Exons: 4
Coding region: 192-575 (127 amino acids)
Source: RefSeq, a predicted model, not a curated record
CCAAGAUGCAUUCCAUUUUUCUUUGAUUCUUUCAGUUUUUAAAGAAGGUAAUGUUGUUAAAAUAAUUGAGCAAAUUCUGAAUAGUUGACUUGGAUUAUUGAAAUUAUAGUUGUUGGGUAGUGAGAAAUGUUAAUUACUAGUCUUGAAAUCUAUCCAUUUUUAUCAUCUCUACUGACCUGCUUUCUUUCCUAAUGACACGCUCCCGAAAACUUCAAGCAGGUGAAGAGCACCUGCCUCGUUACUUUGCAAAAAAUGGGUUUGUUGAUGCCGACCCAAAGAAGACAAAGAAAGAUGGUGGUGGCAAGGCCAAUUGGGGUCGGUCUGGAGAGGAGGUGCAUGAUUAUGGCUAUACAUUUGCAAAUGCUCGGCGUCGCUCAAACAGCAGCAACCAAGCACUUGAAGAUUUUAAAACUAAAUUUGAAGCUAUCGAACACGAUCCCGUCUUCGAAGAAGACAUUCAUGGACCAGAGCAAACAGAUAUGGAAACCUGUGAGUUGAAGGAUCAAAAUUCGGGACAAUGUGUCAGUAUUGUGGGCAGGUUGCACUCGGAUACCGAGAAGCGAAAGGGGCCAUAGAUUCAUUAUCCUAGCCUGAUCCGUUGAGAUUUGCUGAGGACUGUUUACUGAAAUUCCCAAGCCAUGUAAUGUUCUAAUGGCGCAAGCUAGAGGGUCUCAAGCAGGGUUCGUAGCUGCAUAUUUCAUGCAAGCUAAGGAGUAGCUGAAAGAGAAAUGUCUUUGACUGAUCCCCUAAAUUUCUCAUUGCUAGCCUGCAAAAUCUAGACUCCCAAAUAUUAGUUUCUACUUCACGACCAGGAA